Messenger RNA from Cyclospora cayetanensis, 675 nucleotides. RefSeq names its product ER lumen protein-retaining receptor. Lineage: Eukaryota; Apicomplexa; Conoidasida; Eucoccidiorida; Eimeriidae. Gene Ontology annotation, molecular function: ER lumen protein retrieval receptor activity. The transcript has a single exon. Gene Ontology annotation, biological process: endoplasmic reticulum to Golgi vesicle-mediated transport; protein retention in ER lumen. Gene Ontology annotation, cellular component: membrane; cis-Golgi network; endoplasmic reticulum. The record is from RefSeq and is a predicted model, not a curated record. Bases 1 to 675 code for a protein of 224 amino acids.
AUGGCGAUGAACGUGUUUCGCUUCGCGGGGGACCUGCUGCACCUCCUUUCGAUUGCGUUGGUGCUGUUGAAGCUGCGUCGGAGCAAAAAUUGCAUUGGCAUAAGUUGCCGCAUGCAGGAGAUAUACUUGGUGGUGUUUUGCGCGCGUUAUGUUGACUUGUUGUAUAACUUCAUCUCCAUAUACAAUACCACGAUGAAGGUAUUGUUCAUCGCAUCGACCGCGUACACCAUCUAUCUGAUCCGUUUCAAGCCGCCCAUCUCCCAGACCUACAAGCGCGCGAGAGCAGACAAUUUCCCGCAUGAGAAGUAUCUCAUUCCUCCGUGCAUCCUUCUCGCAUUCGUUACGGCAGAAAAUUAUGCCAUUACGGAAUUGUUGUGGACAUUUAGUAUUUGGCUGGAGUCGGUUGCCAUCGUGCCACAGCUGCUGCUGCUUCAGCAAAUGCGGGAAGUGGAAAAUCUUACAGGCAAUUAUGUAGCGUGCUUGGGGCUGUAUCGUUUCAUGUAUAUCUUGAACUGGGUCUACCGAUACUUCGCAGAGCCUGUCCCCUAUGUGAACUACGUAGGCUGGAUCGCAGGGUUUAUCCAGACUGCCCUCUAUGUGGAUUUCUUCUUCUAUUAUGCUGUCGCAAAAUGGUAUGGAGAGAAGCUUGUUCUUCCUGUACACACUGAGGUGUAG